This is a messenger RNA of Annulohypoxylon maeteangense, 4156 nucleotides long. RefSeq lists its product as uncharacterized. NCBI's taxonomy places the organism in Eukaryota, Fungi, Ascomycota, Sordariomycetes, Xylariales, Hypoxylaceae. Gene Ontology annotation, molecular function: telomerase RNA binding; protein binding; telomeric repeat DNA binding. The transcript has 6 exons. Gene Ontology annotation, biological process: nuclear-transcribed mRNA catabolic process, nonsense-mediated decay. The record is from RefSeq and is a predicted model, not a curated record. Gene Ontology annotation, cellular component: telomerase holoenzyme complex. Bases 495 to 3608 code for a protein of 1037 amino acids.
UCCACAUUAAAUCAUCUUCAUACUUUUACACCAUUUUCCUUCGCUCUGUUUCCCGACGACACCCCAAUCCACGAUACGGUCUCAUUCACGGUCGCAGACAUAUAGGCUACUUAUCUUUUGGUCUGCGCUAACAUCGCUCGUAUUAUUUCCACACCGUGCUUAUAUCCCUAGAUUAGAGAUCUCUCUCUACGAGGCAUCCCUUCUCUCCACCAGUAACCGCAAAUGUUCCCGAUACCUUCUUCCGAGAUAGCAAUUUCAGCCCAAUUCUCUACGGCGCGCCUAGAACCAACCCUUCUGCUGUCGCACCUAUCGAACUAUGGAUAUCAUCCGCAUCCUCGCUCCCGGUUCGAGUUCGUGUGAUCCUGUUUCCUGACUGGGCUGUCGCAACAGCUCCCGGUCACCACCAACUUUUUUUUUUCUCUCGACGGGAUUCAAUCUGAUCCCUUUUGAAUACAUUUAAGCUUCGGACUUGAUUAUUAGUUGCUACGAUCAUAAUGGAGAGCCCGCGAGAUAAAGCUAAGGCGAGCUGGGGUGAUGCCCAGAAGAUUCGCUCUGAUAUAGUAGAGAAGCUAUCUAAUAGAGGGACGACGGAAACUACAUCUCGUUUCGAAGACCUCGAGAAGACGAUGGCUGAAUUUCGGUUAGCCUGUAUGAACGUCGUUGCCAAUGAUUUCGAAUAUGCAGUGGGUAAGCAAGUGGAAUAUCAUCUAUGGCAAGCUCAUGUCAAUCUCAAUGUCGAAUACCGAAAAAUUAUGAGUCGCCUCCUGGCACAAAACCAGGUGGUUGUGAGACGCAAGCUAGAGAAACAGUAUAGAGGUUUUCUCAAAAUAGCUCAGUCCUUCUAUCGUGUCUAUAUACAACAACUUUCAGGACGGUUUUAUAUUCCCGAGCUGCACCAGGCCGCUUAUGGCACCGACAUCGAGCUGCCGGAAAUCCCUGCUCCCGAUUCGAAGCCUCCAUCUCAACUUCGCGCGAUGAUCCUUAAGUCAUGCCAGAUUACCUUGGUUCAUCUCGGUGAUCUGGUCAGAUACCGAUGCCAGAUGUCAGAAAAGCUUUCAAAUCAGAACUUCGACAAAGCUAUAGCGUACUACAGCCUCGCACAUACCAUUAAUCCUGACGAUGGCUCGGCUCAUCACCAAUUGGCCGUUCUAUACCAGCUUCAAGGCCGGCACUUCGAUAUCGUCUACCACUUUCAUCGUUCUAUCUGUGUUACAAAACCAUCUGAAUUGGGUGUCAACAACCUUGGGCGGGAGUUCAAGGGCUUGGAAAACUCCCAUGGGGGACGCAAAGGUCCCAAAGACCCGUGCGAAACUAUGAUCACCUGGUUCCUCCGACUACAUGCGUUCUUCUUCCAGGGAGAGCCUUUUUCCCAGCAGGCUGAACUGGAAGAGGAAGUGCUACAUCGCAUCGAGAUUUCCUUGAAAUCCGACAUCGAUGAAACGAUCCUGCGCAAGAUGAUAUUUAUCAACAUAGCAGCGUAUGACAUUGCUUUGGAUAAAGUAAAAUCUGCAUGGACGAUCCAGGGAUCUCAGUCAGCCCAGUUCUUACUGCGAUUCAACAUUCGCACUGUCCUGAUUCUCCUUCGUAUCUUAAAGGCAGGACUACUAGAUGAGUCUGCCACAUCUGCCACCCCUGAAAGUGAGAGAGGGGACCACGAGAAUGCCGAGAGUCCGAUCUGCUUCAGUCAGCUCUUGAUGAAGUUGUUCCCUCUUUUCCGCAUUUACAUCUCGUGGAUUUAUGUUUCUAGGGCUGAUGCAAAGAGCUAUCGAGAAUUUCUCGAACCAUACAUAAGUGACGUAUACAGGCUUCUUGCGGACACGCUCACUUUUCUUAAUGCAACCAUUGACCAAGCUACCAUUACUACGUCGUCGAAGUAUCUUCUAUUGGAAGACACAGAAGCUCUCGGGCUAAAACCUUUAAGCGAUCGUAAUUUACCUCUAUUUUCACAAGUUGAAGGCGUACCGGAUUUGGAUUCCGAUCCGAAUCCAUCAAAGAAACACAAAACUCGCAAACCUCGCCAAAGGGUCUUCGGUCGUCAGUAUAAACCCCACACAGAAGCAAUCUGGCGAAUGAGAGAUAUUGUGUAUUGUGGGUUGCUUUUAGCAGGAAGUUCGACUUUCCCACUCACAAUGAGCCUUAAAAAGCUCGAGGGACGAGAGGUUGAAUGCUGGGAUUUCAUUACUGAACCUUCCCAAGCCGCCUCCAUAGAUGAGAUCAGCAUGCUACGUGUUUUAAACAAACUUAAGCUCAGCGACUCGGCCGUAAAACCAAAGGAGCCGGUACAGAAAGCACCAGAUGCAACUUUGGAGGGUAUCGCUAUGGCACAUACUGAACUUGAGAUAAGCCCUGUACCUCACGACAUGUCUCGCAAGGGAAAAUCAAUCGAGGAGAAAGUACCCAACUCACUUGACAUAGAUCUAAGUGGGGAUAGCGAGAUGGUCAAUAUGGUGAACAAGCUCUUGGAUCCACUUGAUGAUGAUAGCAGACCUCAGUCGAGUCAGACUCAGGGUGACACGAGCUAUGGCAUGAAUACUGCUACUGCUAACGAGGUUUUUGGUCGAUUUGCUACUGAUUCAGCACAGCCUUCUCCCGCGUCUAAGGCUAUACCCAGCCUUCCAUGGGGUUACUUCUACGAACCAACUCCGAAGCAUUCUAGUAGCCAAUCUAAUAGUCAAUUGGCUUCUGAUGGAGAGUAUGUCCCGAGGAGCGCCCAUAGUCAGCUCGAAGGCUUCGAUUCAUCUCCCUAUUUGAGUAAUCUUACCAUCAGCAAGGCUCAAGCUUAUCGCGACGUGAGAGAACAGCCUGCACGUGAGUCGCCAAGACUAUCCCAAGGAGCCCCACGAUUUGACAAUCACCGGAGCAAGAGUUCCCGCGACUCGUUGGAGACAUCGCGAAGUGCAGUCCUCGAUAGUCUGACGUCUGCACUAUAUGCUCAAAACGGGCUGAACCCGCAAACCGCGCAGGAUAGCUAUACAGGCCGGAUAGGUACGAGCCCCUAUCUAGGGUCUCAGAGACCCUCGGCGGCCAAUUCACCCUAUUUGAGUAAACUAGGAAUGAAUCAAGGAUCAAGCCAUAUGGAGCGUUCGGCCAGUCAACAGGCAGCAGCUUCUAAUCUGCAAAGCCCUCCUGGAUCUGCGGGGUUUGGCCUGCCAAGUGUUAGCCCUAGUGGAUUUAAGAAAAUUCCUGGCCCCUUCGAGAAUAUUUCAAGCCCUUUUAGCAACGAGGGCGGUUUUCUAGCACCAGGAAGCAACAUGCAGGCAAAUGGCCGCUCCGCACCGGGUCCUCCUCAGCAGUAUUCUCCUUGGCCCCUGGAGCCUGCGAGAAGCGGAUCAGCUUUUUCCUUUUCGCACCCAAGCAGCCUUUUCGGCGGAACCCCUGCCGCCCCUCAAGACGGUCUUUCCAACACUGUCUUCUCUAAUGGCCACUAUUACAAUGCUAGUACUCCAUUCGGCCGACUUGGCCCCGGCCACAACAACAAGGACGAUCCUACGCGUUACCGAAACCAAAUCAAGAGUUAUCUAGGCGAAGAGGAUCCUUCCUAUGAAUACGACCAGAAAGCCCUACAGUCUGCAUGGCUUGGCAACGAUGAGAUGCACCGCCAGAAGUGACAGCUACUAGUACUGAUAUAACUCUAUAUGACACACCGCACAAUAUUAUGCGAUCCAUAUCAUCUCACCCAGAAGUUACGAUAAUACCUCUAUUCUCAACCACGUCUCAUUCAUUCCCUUCUCAUGACUUGGUCCAUACAAGUCGCAUUGCAUCUAUGCAGCACAUCCAUGAGAUGGCCUAUGAAGCCAGUAACCAGAGACUUACAAGAAUCAACAAGUGAGAUCCUAAAUACAAGGAUUGAUAGUAGGGAUUUCAUGUUGUGGAGUCCUGACCAUAACCUGUCAAUAGAAUUUACAGUAUCUCGAGAAGAGCAGAUGUUUUUCACAGCAAGUCUGGCCUCGGACCCAGAAACACUCAUUAAUAAUGAAUGACAUUGUCAUCGUUUGUAUUCCAUAAUAUGCCCCCAGCAGUAUGAAUACUGAUCUACCAUAACUCCUAUGGUUCAUCUCAGUCUAUGGGGUUAGCAGAAAACACCAUCUAUAUCCAUAGUGGGAUAGUAUAAAUAUAAAUCAGAAAAGGGCUGUUGUCGCUACGCGGCAUCCCAGCC